CUUUUUUUGUUUUUUACUUCCCCCGACAAUAAUUAGCAAUUUCCUUUCCCUCCCUUUUUCCUCUCUCCAAAUAAGAACCCAAUCAAAACAACUUCGCAGCUUCCUUUUCCUCUCCACUCCCACCACAAUUAAAAAAGUUACCGUCGCCGCUGCAGUCGCCACCACCACCACCAUCACUACCACCAUGCCUCUCGACCCCGCCACCGCUACAACCACUGCAUCGCGGCCUGUGUCGCCUCUCCCUCAGCCGCACCAGCACUUCCCUCCGCAGCAACAAACCCUUCCAAUUCGCGCCCCAGGGAAUCCUCUCUUGGCCAAACCCCACGACCCUCACUUCGCCUACCCGUUCGCGCCAAAAAGUGUCAGAGGCCUCGCUGCCGUCGACCACAGCGUCUCAGGUGGCGCGUUCGCGCCUCCGGCUAUGGUGUACGGCGGCGUUGUUCGCGGUAUGCACUUGGAUUACCUCAGUCACGCCUUGCACGUGGCCAGGCCACCGCAUCACGUGCCUUUUGGGCAUGUGGGCAACGCUGCUGCCACACCCACUGCUUCGCCUCCCGUUAAAAAGGCUGCGUCUCGGUCUGCGGUUUCUGAUAUUAAUGGCGGUAAAGAUUCGAGUACCAGGGAAAAAAUCAGAGAGGAUACCUACAUUGUUGUUAGAGAUCGAAAAGUAAGAAUAACGGAGGAUGCUUCUCUAUAUGCACUUUGUAGAUCAUGGUUGCGAAAUGGUGUAAUUGAAGAAAGCCAGCCGCAACAAAAAGAUGUAAUUAAGGCACUUCCUAAACCAUUGCCUGCAUAUAUGGUGGCUGGUUAUAUGUCAAACACGAAAGAAGAUGAAAAAAACGAAGAUGAGCAGGAAGAGAAUGAACAAUCUUUUGAGAACUUAUCACCACAAGAUUUAUUAAAGAGACACAUUAAACGGGCCAAAAAGGUUAAAUUGCGCUGUGUCCGAGGUACCACUAGAUACACCAUCGGGGCUUCGAAUGUAACAUUAGCAACAUCUUCACCUUCCAGCUGGGUCACCUACUAACUCUUCCCCAGUGCCAACUUCUUUGUCUCCUUGGUUCCCAAAUUUUGAGUCUGAUCUUCCCAUUCUUUGUAAAGGUACACACUUCACUCAAUCCUUCACCUCGUUAUAUUGCUAAUAGCUAUCAUGGAUUGCCUCCAUCCCUAUAGACUUCACUUUGCUUUCUUCUAUUUCUUCAAUGUCAAUUCCUAAAAUUGUAGGUGAUGCUUUAGUCCAUCCUAGCCAGAGGAAAGCUAUGAUUCGUGGAACGCGUACUCUUCAGAAUAGUGAAAACAGUACUAUAUAUAUAUCCUGUCCUCUCAGUUCUUUAGAUUGAAAUUGCUUAUGAUUCUAUAUAAAUUGACAUAACAACUAGCUCGGCCAGUCUAGAAACUGACGAGUCAUUUACUCGCUUUACAUGACAAACGCAUUCAACUACACUGUCAAUGAUCUUUUGGUCUUAUCCAAUCAGCUGUUUAACCACAGUCCAAAGACUCUACCACCCAUUCCAAUGGCCUGCCCCAUUUGAACUAUGUAGAAAUAGUGAAACAAAGUGGGAAACUUUGGAAGAUGAAAUUUAAUAACUAUUUUGCCCAUUGGAUAGUGUUGAACCUAGAUUUCUUAAAUAAUGUUAACCUCGACAUCAAUGUAUACUUUUAAUACGUAUGUUAUAAUCGACUUCAUUAAAAUACACUGGUUAUACGG
Molecule: messenger RNA, 1708 nt
Organism: Vigna radiata var. radiata (mung bean)
Lineage: Eukaryota; Viridiplantae; Streptophyta; Magnoliopsida; Fabales; Fabaceae
Exons: 7
Coding region: 185-1027 (280 amino acids)
Cellular component (GO): transcription repressor complex
Source: RefSeq, a predicted model, not a curated record